Molecule: messenger RNA, 2223 nt
Organism: Coniosporium apollinis CBS 100218
Lineage: Eukaryota; Fungi; Ascomycota; Dothideomycetes
Exons: 2
Coding region: 1-2223 (740 amino acids)
Biological process (GO): regulation of transcription by RNA polymerase II
Molecular function (GO): DNA-binding transcription factor activity, RNA polymerase II-specific; RNA polymerase II cis-regulatory region sequence-specific DNA binding
Source: RefSeq, a predicted model, not a curated record
AUGUCCGCCUUCCGCGCCGUGAACACUGCCCUCGCAGCUCCGGAGCCAACCCCAGCUCGCACUGGCGAGGAAGGCACGCCCACCACACCGCGCACGCUCCAGUUCUUCUCCCCGGAAACCCCGAAGGCUGACGUCCGCGCUGAAGACCCGACGGCCAAGACGCCUACGCGAGACAGCUUCGGAGGCAUCUCUGGGCAGAGGCCAUUGCCGGCUUCACCGUUUGCGCCUUCGCAGGACAGCAGUGCUGCUACGUCCCGACCGAACAGUACGCUUGUAAGGGAGAGCUCGCACAGGUCGACCAAGUCCAUCAACUCGCAGGAUGUCGAUAUGGAAGACGACGAAGACGGACAGGACGGAUCGGACAAUGAUAGUGUAACCAGUGAGUCGGCCAGGCCGUCCAAGAAGAAGAAAGGCCAGCGGUUCUUCUGCACUGGCUUCCCACCCUGCCAGCUUAGCUUCACCAGGAGUGAGCAUCUUGCAAGGCACAUCCGGAAGCACACCGGCGAACGUCCUUUUCAGUGCCACUGUUCGCGUCGCUUCUCCCGCCUGGACAAUCUUCGUCAGCACGCACAAACAGUCCACGUGAAUGAAGAUAUCCCAGGUGACUCGCUCGCUGCUACUGGUACAAGAUUUCAGAGACAGAUCAGGACGGAUCGAGUUAGGCCACCGAACCCCCGCUCGCGGGCUUCGACGAUUGGAAGCCAAGGCAGUCAUAGCAGAGGACACAGCAGGAAUCUGUCAGCCUCAAGUGUUGCAUCUACUGCCUCGACCGCUAGUGUGCGGGAUGACGACCGCCGGCGGCCCCCACCUCUGGCUAUAGCCGGUGAUGGUAGUGCGAGGGCAAGGCUGACGUUAGAUACAUUUGCCGGCAGUCCGGGCGGUCAAUUCCAAUUCGGCGGCCAGUCCCCUGGUGAGUUCAGUACGCCCACAUCCGCUACUUUUUCUGCUGGCACGGGUAGCCCGAGGUGGGGCUCAGGCCUGCAAUCACCAAUAUCGACUAUACCGCGGUCUCUCACGUACGACAGCCGCACACAUGGACGUCGCCUUUCGGUCCCUUCUAGCGGCAAUCCCUUCCAAGGUCCUCCUGGCGGUAGUUCGUUCUCCCCGCCGUACAUCAGUCCGUUGCCAUCGUCGACCUCCUCGACUUUCUCUGGGCUCGGUGGUUUCUUGACUAGCCCGACAAGCUCAACUCACGCAUCCGAUUCUCGCCGUGAGUCCAAUGCGGCUGAGUUGGACUGGAGAAGGAGAACUUGGCACCCAUCAACCUAUACCAGUCUUGGUCCCAGACCUGCCACCAGCGGUUUGAGCUACUAUCAAACCCCGGAUGCUCCGCAGCCAUCCUUCUCCACUCAGCCAGCUGCAAGUCAGUUGACUCGUCUGCCAGGCAUUGAAAGCUUUGAUCAUGCACCGCAGCCUCCCAUGCCGUCUCGCCGUCCUCCCAGCCCAAUGCAGCUCGACAACCAGAAUCGUCCGCCAGUCUAUCCUGGUCCAUUCGGAAACGCUGCAUCCGGACCCGACGACAGGCGAGGUCAUCAGUCUUGGGAUAUGGCUUUGCACAAGGGUCUUACCAAGCUGGACAUCACUAAUGCCACGCCGCCAAGGGACCCCCCUGGUCGCUUCCAGCAUCCGCUCAAUCAGUCCGCAUCUGAUAUGAGACCCACCACCGUGCCGCAACCCUCCUUUCACAGUCAAGCCAUCGCGAAUAGCGUGGCUCAGUCAGCUCGUCCUCUGAGUGGAGACUCGAGUCGCUCAUCUGCCGAGCAGCCAACCACUCCUCGCAAGAACAAGCGGCACGGGUGGUACAAUGGACCGCUGCCUCUAACCCAGCAGGGCCAAUUCCAGUAUCAGCACAUGACCGCGAACUAUACCACUCACCGCACAUCGCCGGAAGACUCGAGCAGCAGCGAGGGAGUUCCAACGCCGUCAACUUCUAUGAGUGAGUGCCAUCCGGCGAUUGUACAUAGCAACGGCUAUAUCGAAGCUCAUCAUCCAGCGGUGCACCCGGAAGAUGCGCAGAAGACCGGCAUCGUGCAUGCGCCUCGGCCACCGAUUGAAAGGGGAGCUUUCUCGUAUCCGCAACACCCGGCUAGCGCACCGCGGCAUCCUCCCUUUGCUACGCCUCAUCCGCCGCCAGUUGGCAGCCACAGCGAUGACAUGAGGCGUCUGGAAGCGCUGGUUGCUGUUGCGACGAGGGAGGAGCAGGGCGGUCAGCUAAGGUCCUGA